AUGGGACAGAAGGUAACNACUCCUUUGACUUUGACUCUUGAUCACUGGACUGAAGUAAGGACUAGAGCCCACAAUCUUUCAGUAGACGUUAAGAAGGGACCCUGGCAGACUUUUUGUUCAUCCGAAUGGCCGGCNUUUAAGGUAGGAUGGCCAUCGGAGGGAACCUUUAACCUGUCUCUUGUUUUCGCUGUUAAGCGCAUUAUCUUUCAGGAAAUAGGGGGACAUCCCGACCAGAUCCCCUAUAUCAUCGUCUGGCAAGACCUGGUNCAGAAUCCCCCACCUUGGGUUAAGCCUUGCCGUAGGGUCCGGGAUGACGUGGCGGUUGCAGAAACCAAACCCAAGCUGGCCCAACCGUCGGCGGGUCCUUCGGCACCUCCGAAGAUCUACCCCAAGAUCGAGGACCUCUCGUGGACAGAGCCACAGCCUCCCCCUUACCCUCUNCCGCGACCAUCUGCACCCCCGGCCCCAGCACCUGUUGAGAGAGACGGGGUAGAGGGGCCUGGGGCAGGAACGCGGAGCCGGAGAGGCGGCAGCCCAGAGGGGGAUUUCACUGUUGCCCUGCCCCUCUGUGCCUAUGUUGGUGGCCCCCCGCCAGGCCCCAAUGAGCUUGUCCCUUUGCAGUACUGGCCUUUCUCNUCAGCUGAUCUAUACAANUGGAAGACUAAUCACCCUUCNUUUUCAGAAAAUCCCUCGGGCUUGACNGGGCUUCUUGAGUCCCUUAUGUUUUCCCAUCAGCCCACUUGGGACGAUUGCCAGCAACUCCUGCAGGUCCUCUUCACCACAGAGGAGAGAGAGAGGAUCCUGUUGGAAGCCAGAAAGAAUGUCCCCUGACCGGAUGGGACCCCCACUAAUCUCUCCAACCUUAUAGAUGAAGCCUUCCCCCUGACCCGUCCAAACUGGGACUUCAACACUGCGGAAGGUAGGGAGCGUCUCACAGUAUACCGCCGGACUCUAGUGGCGGGGCUCAAAGGGGCCGCUCGGCGACCCACUAAUUUGGCUAAGGUAAAAGAAGUUCUUCAGGGACCAGUGGAGCCGCCCUCGGUUUUUUUAGAGCGACUGAUGGAGGCCUAUAGGAGAUAUACACCGUUUGACCCCUCCUCGGAGGGACAGCAAGCGGCUGUAGCCAUGGCUUUCAUUGGGCAGUCUGCCUCAGANAUUAAGAGGAAGUUGCAGAGGUUGGAGGGGCUCCAGGACUACACUUUGCGGGAUUUAGUAAAGGAAGCAGAGAAAGUGUAUCAUAGGAGGGAAACAGAGGAAGAAAAGCAAGAGAGAGAAAAGAAAGAGGCAGAAGAGAGAGAGAACCGGCGUGAUCGCCGGCAGGAAAGGAACUUAACUAAGAUUUUGGCCGCAGUAAUAGGUGAGAAGAGGGUAGAGAAAGGACAGUCAGGGUACCUGGGCAACGGAGCAAGAAGACCUCCAGGAGGAAAAAGACUGCAGCUUGAAAAUGAUCAAUGUGCAUACUGCAAAGAAAAAGGACAUUGGGCCAGAAACUGCCCUAAAAAGAAACAAAGAGGACCCAAGGUACUGGCCUUUGAAGAGAACUAGGGAAGUCGGGGCUCGACUCCCCUCCCCAAGCCUAGGGUAACUCUUUCUGUGGAGGGGACUCCUGUUGAUUUCUUGGUAGACACAGGAGCAGAACAUUCAGUUUUGACCAAGCCACUGGGACAAUUAGGGAAAAAGAAGACUAUGGUGAUGGGAGCUACUGGUAGUAAGCUUUACCCNUGGACCACUAAACGAGUUUUAGAUAUAGGAAAAAGUCAAGCGACUCACUCUUUUCUCGUGAUUCCUGAAUGCCCCACGCCCUUACUGGGAAGAGACUUAUUAACCAANCUUAAGGCUCAAGUACAGUUCACCUCAAAAGGACCGGAAGUAACCUGGGGAGAGGCCCCUGUUGCAUGUUUGGUUCUAAGUUUAGAAGAAGAAUAUCGCCUCCAUGAGCAGGGUCCCAAGCAGUUACUAGCCCCCGAAUGGCUGUCUGCCUUUUUUGAAGUCUGGGCUGAGCAGGCAGGGAUGGGGUUAGCCAAGCAAGUACCGCCGGUAGUAGUGGAAUUAAAAGCCGAUGCCUCUCCAGUCUCAGUCAAACAAUACCCUAUGAGUAGGGAAGCUAAAGAAGGCAUCCGGCCACAUAUUCAGAGACUGUUGCAACUAGGAAUUCUAGUGCCUUGCCAAUCCCCUUGGAACACUCCUCUCCUGCCUGUGUGCAAGCCUGGGACUAAUGAUUAUCGACCAGUACAGGAUUUAAGAGAAGUUAACAAAAGGGUGCAGGAUAUCCACCCUACAGUUCCAAAUCCUUACAAUUUACUAAGUUCCCUUCCACCAGAGCAGACCUGGUACACUGUCUUGGACUUAAAAGAUGCUUUUUUCUGCCUUCGGUUGCACCCCAACAGCCAGCCACUGUUUGCUUUUGAGUGGAGGGAUCCAGAAGGAGGACACACGGGCCAGCUAACCUGGACGCGGCUGCCCCAGGGGUUCAAAAAUUCCCCUACUCUCUUUGAUGAGGCGCUCCAUCGAGACCUUGCACCUUUUAGGGCACAGAACCCCCAGAUUUCUCUCUUGCAGUAUGUAGACGACCUACUGCUUGCUGCUUCAACCCAGGAACUGUGUUGUGAUGGGACUAAGAGGCUUCUAAAUGAACUGGGUGAGUUGGGGUACCGGGUGUCUGCUAAGAAAGCUCAGCUGUGUCGCACUGAGGUGACCUACCUAGGAUACACUCUCCGAGAAGGAAAGUGGUGGCUCACCGAAGCUCAAAAGAAAACUGUGAUGCAGAUCCCGACCCCCACCACUCCGCGACAAGUACGUGAGUUUCUGGGGACGGCGGGUUUUUGUAGACUCUGGAUACCGGGGUUCGCAACACUGGCGGCCCCUCUGUACCCUCUUACUAAAGAAAAGGUCCCAUUCACCUGGACCGAGGAGCACCAAAGAGCCUUUGAUGACAUAAAAGCUGCACUACUGNCAGCCCCUGCUCUGGCCUUGCCAGAUUUGAAGCCUUUCACCUUAUAUGUUGAUGAACGGGCUGGAGUAGCCCGCAGGGUCUUAACUCAGGCUCUGGGGCCCUGGAAACGCCCAGUAGCCUAUUUGUCAAAAAAGUUAGACCCGGUCGCCAGCGGAUGGCCCUCUUGCCUAAAAGCCAUUGCUGCCGUGGCCUUGUUUGUUAAAGAUGCUGACAAGCUUACCCUGGGUCAGCAUGUGACUGUAAUUGCUCCCCAUGCUCUGGAGAGUAUCGCAGUGCGGCAGCCCCCAGAACGGUGGAUGACUAACGCCCGGAUGACUCACUAUCAGAGCCUGUUGCUAAAUGAGCGAGUGACUUUCGCCCCACCUGCCAUUCUCAAUCCUGCUACUCUCCUCCCUGAGAUGAAUGACUCCACCCCAAUACAUCAAUGUGUCGAUAUCUUGGCGGAGGAAACUGGAACAAGAAAAGACCUGACUGAUCNACCAUGGCCAGGUGUGCCUGCUUGGUACACAGAUGGUAGCAGCUUUGUGGUGGAAGGAAAAAGGAGAGCGGGAGCGGCGGUGGUAGAUGGAAAACAGGUAAUCUGGGCAAGUAGUCUUCCAGAAGGAACUUCAGCUCAAAAAGCCNAACUCNUGGCUUUGACUCAGGCUUUACGACUGGCAGAAGGUAAGGCCAUUAACAUUUACACUGACAGCCGGUAUGCCUUUGCUACAGCCCAUAUACAUGGGGCCAUCUACAAGCAAAGGGGGUCUUUCACAGGCACCUCAAAGUGA
Messenger RNA from Mus pahari (shrew mouse), 3723 nucleotides. RefSeq lists its product as uncharacterized. The record is from RefSeq and is a predicted model, not a curated record. NCBI's taxonomy places the organism in Eukaryota, Metazoa, Chordata, Mammalia, Rodentia, Muridae. Gene Ontology annotation, molecular function: nucleic acid binding; zinc ion binding; aspartic-type endopeptidase activity. Gene Ontology annotation, biological process: proteolysis; virion assembly.